UGCCAGCUUCACGGACCCCUAGAGCUCUGGGGUUUCACGGCAGGAAGGAACGGGGACGAUCACGGCCUCCUGUCCUGUGCUGUGGUGGAGGCAGUCAUGGCGGCUCCGUUGGCGCAGUUUGAUGAAGACUGGCAGGAUUUCUAUGAAUUCAAGCCAGUCUCGGGGCCUCAAACCCGACUGGACCAUGUCAACUCGAAUGUCGAGGAGGUGCCGGGCCUUUUAGAGGAUUUAACCGAGUUUGACAACAGUUUAUCUGGAGAGAUAGGCAGCUUCACGUCUAUGGAGGACCUUGUGAACGAUUUCGACGAGAAGCUCGCAGUGUGUUUCCAGAACUAUAACAACAAAACCGAGAACAUAGCUCCCGUGAAACCCAUUACGGAAGAUGAUAUUCUGAAGAACGACGAAAUUUGGAAUUCUCUGACUGAUAACUAUGGCAGUGUGAUGCCGGUGGACUGGAAGACCUCACACACUCGCUCCCUACACCUCCCGACCCUUAACCUUGUGGAAAAAGGGACAGUGGAUAAUGUGAGCCUGGAUGUGUCUGAUGACGAAGAGCUGAGGGAACAGCUGGAUAUGCACUCCAUCAUCGUCUCCUGCGUCAACGAGGAGCCUCUCUUUACCGCCGAGCAGGUCAUUGAGGAAAUCGAGGAGAUGAUGCAGGAGUCGCCGGACCCAGAAGAGGACGAGACGCCGUCACAGUCUGACCUGUCCCUGCUCUCUCAGGAGAUCCAAACGUUCAAGAAGUCCAGCACCAACAACAGCUAUGAAGAGAGGAUCAGACGGCUGUCCGUGGCCGAGCUGACGGAGCUGCUGGAGGAGGUGCAGACGGCCAUUCGGGAGUACUCGGAGGAGCUGAUCCAGCAGCUGGCCGCGCGGGACGAGCUGGACUUCGAGAAGGAGGUGAAGAACAGCUUCAUCUCGGUGCUGAUCCAGGUGCAGAACAAGCAGAAGGAGCACCGCGAGCUGCUCAAGAGGAAGAGGAGGCUGCGGAGUGGCGGCGCGCAGCAGGGCCGGCCCGAGAGGACGCACACGCCCGGGACUCGCUUCAGCAUGGAGGGACUCUCCACUGCCAUUCAGAAUGGCUUCCGCCAAACGUUUGGGAGCUCGAGCGGGGACAAACAGUACCUGACCACAGUCAUCCCCUAUGAGAAGAAAGCCGGCCCUCCUUCAGUGGAAGACCUUCAGAUCCUCACCAAGAUACUUCAUGCUGUGAGAGAGGACAGUGAGAAGGUGCCAAGCCUCCUGACAGACUACAUCCUCAAAGUGCUGUGUCCCACAUAGUCCGGGAGGAAGGGCGGGGCUCCAGACCGCUUCAAUGGAAGAGUCUAAGCCUUCAGACCAGAGGAAAAGACUCUUCUUCAUGAGGAAAAACUCCUUCGAUGAGAUUUGCCUUUUUAAACCCUAAUGUUUUCAUUUUAGCUUUUCCAUUUUUGUGUGUUUUAGGUGUUUUAAUCUAUUGUAAUGAUCUUGGUUUUUUUAUUGUUUGCAUGUCAAGCGUCCUGUACCAAUUAUCAGUGUUCCUUUGUAAUUUCCCAGAGAGAUUAGCUACUGCAUACUAAAUGCGGUUUCAAAUAUUUUCAUUAAAGAUUGAAAACAUAACAUAGGCGAUAGGUAUUUAAAGAACAAGGUUGCGCACAUGUACAGUUUUGAUGCAGUUGUUUUUAGAAAGUGUUUACUAUGUUCUCAGUCAGAAUAGUGGUCACUCAUUAGCUUAUUGCUACUGAGCCUUAUGUGACCUCCUCUGCAACGAUUAUCCUGCUAGUAACAGUUACCUUGUUAAUAACCCAGUUAACAUGGAAAUUUGCUAUGCAGCAGAGUAAACCGUAAACAGGCCGAUAGGUCAGAUGGUUCAGGAUUAAGGAUUAGGGUUAGUGGCGGGUAGGAGUAGUGUAAGCUUAAUGUAGGAGGGGUAAGGUUGGAGAUGAUGUAGAUGCUUUGGACGGCCGGAGUACAGUACUGGUGUUGUAGGCUAGUAGUAUAGCUGUGAUAGAGAAGGAGUGAUGUCAUAUAGAAGUUGCGUAGAACAGGUGUAGUGUAGAGAUGGAAUUGGGCAGGGGUAGAGUAGGGCUGGUGUAAGUGCAUGAGUAGUGUAAAGGUGGUGGUGUAGUGUAGUGUAGAACCAAGGCAACAAAAGGUCUUCAUUAGUUUUGUAAUGUGUAAAUGCAUCUCCGCUAUACUUUGUUUACUGUAAGGCUUAUUGGUAUAGCAAGUCACAUGACUCUGUUGUUUGCUGCUAACAUAAAUGUACCGAUCAAGCCAGAGUUAUUUGAGUUCCGGAGUUGCUUUUUAACGUUGUCCAAAACGGUGCUGGUGAACUACAUAUUUCCAUUGUCUCGCACCAUUUCUACAUGAAAAAUGUCCCUACUCUCUUCGCAAUGAAAUUCACUUCACUGAAAACAUAGUGAAACUUAGGACACUUAUGGAAAUGCUCAUUUUAAAAUGAUACGUGUCCAUUAUAUUAGCAGAAUUAACUCCUGUACGUGUUUAAAAUUUGGUCACAUGAAUUGUAAAUAAAUCAUCAUGUUUUUCUACCACGUUGCAGCUUAGAAACAAUGGGAAAAUAUUUUAUUUUAAAGGUUCUUACAGGUUCCUCAGGUAAAAUAAAAAGGUCAUGCAAAACGUAUCAUCAUAGAAACAACAAAUCACGAGCUCUUGUAAAGAAAAUGCCUUGAAGUAUUAUUUUGAAUGACCCUGAACAUUUUACAAAAGCAUUGGAUUCUCAUGUCAGAGUGAUUCAAAUUGAAGGAAUCCCAUUGCCCCUGCCCAGUCUGUACUUAGCAGCAAGUUUGUUAGAGACGCAGGAGGUAAUUAUCAAAAAGGGACAACUUAAGAAUGAACAUGAAAUGUAAGGCUGCGCCUAAUGACUAAACCAGGCUAGUCAGUCACGGUACUGUUGUCGUUGUUUCCACGCUAAUUCAUGUGGAGACUUUAAUGAGUCUAUAAAUAAUGUCAGAGGGUCAGGGGAUCCAUUACUGGUCUGAGGCCAUCUCCUGUCUGCCUUGAGGGCUGUAUACCAGUACAGUGACUUCCACUCUAAGAUUUCAUGACCAGUGUAGUGAUAGUGUCCUGACAAUUGUACAUAACCUGUGUGGUUAUGUACCAUUGUCGGCGGACAUUUUGUCCUCGCUGACCGGUCGUAGCAGAUUGGAUUGGUUUUGCUGUAGUAAAUAAAACCAGUUGACUAGCGUGUAUAUUUUUAUAUUAUGACUUCUGUAGCAGGCUUCAAACUUUAAGCAUGCACAUUCCUGAAAAGCGACAGGACAAAAGGGAGUUGGCAGUAAUAGCAGUGUUCAGCAGCAAAAUAAAGUAGCUCUUUGUUAUUUGGUGGGAGGGAGUGGACAUCCCUUUGUAAAUCCUUUAUAAAAGUAAUAGAACUCUAAUGGGUCUGACACAGGUGCACUGGGGAUAAUUAACCUUCCUUAGGAUCUGUGAAGCAGGCAGAGGUCUUUUAUGGCCACGUCCUGUUAACAGACAUAUCCGCUGACUGACACUGCUUAGAGUCCACACUAUUAUCUAUAGAGUUAUAUUUAUGUAACGCUCAAAAUAAGGCUGCCUUUAUCAACGCCUGUAAUUUUGUACAUAGGAAAGUUACUUGUUAUUUUUUAACAGAGCAUUAUCUUUUUUUCAGCUUUUUGUCAAAUAAUGUGGUACUAUUAAUUUAUUCUGUUAAGGUUCUUGUUUUGUAACCUCUUGUCUCUUUUGGUACAAAUAAUAAGUACCAGAUAUGCUUUUGAGCUCUUUUAAAAAUAAAUGAAUUCACUGAA
Anguilla anguilla (European eel) is the source of this 3764-nucleotide messenger RNA. RefSeq names its product fasciculation and elongation protein zeta-2-like. The record is from RefSeq and is a predicted model, not a curated record. Bases 97 to 1281 code for a protein of 394 amino acids. The transcript is spliced from 9 exons. Gene Ontology annotation, cellular component: axon; cytoplasm. Lineage: Eukaryota; Metazoa; Chordata; Actinopteri; Anguilliformes; Anguillidae.